AUGCAACGCCGCACCUUUAUUGCUGUCGCGGCUGGUAACAACGGAAGAAACGGCACUUGGUCAGCUGCAUCCCCGGACGGCGGUGGGCCUGAGAUCUAUGCUGUAGGCUCUUUUGACCUCGACAAUUCCUACUCGAUCCUCCGGUCUGGCCAAGCCGUGACCGGCAAUAAGAACUCUAAAAUGGUCGACUUAACAUGGAACCCACCGACCUGGACAGCCUGGUUCAACAACUCCGUCCCAGAAUCCAUUAGACUUGUGGCACUGAGUGAGAGCCAGGACGUUUCCAACGAUGGAUGCCAAAAGAUUAUUCCCAAUCCUAACCUAUAUCAAGAUAAAAUCGUCCUUAUUCUCUGA
Alternaria atra is the source of this 354-nucleotide messenger RNA. RefSeq lists its product as uncharacterized. Gene Ontology annotation, molecular function: serine-type endopeptidase activity. Gene Ontology annotation, biological process: proteolysis. Bases 1 to 354 code for a protein of 117 amino acids. NCBI's taxonomy places the organism in Eukaryota, Fungi, Ascomycota, Dothideomycetes, Pleosporales, Pleosporaceae. The transcript has a single exon. The record is from RefSeq and is a predicted model, not a curated record.